Molecule: messenger RNA, 2868 nt
Organism: Chondrus crispus (carragheen)
Lineage: Eukaryota; Rhodophyta; Florideophyceae; Gigartinales; Gigartinaceae
Exons: 1
Coding region: 1-2868 (955 amino acids)
Biological process (GO): DNA replication, synthesis of primer; DNA replication
Cellular component (GO): cytoplasm
Molecular function (GO): zinc ion binding; DNA binding
Source: RefSeq, a predicted model, not a curated record
AUGCCCACACGGCAUUCUUCUGCCUCGACAAGACCUCCGUCUCGCAGGCCUCGAUAUUCCCCAUGCUUUCUCUCUCCCUUUCCUCUACUUUGCCCGCUUCCGCGCUUCUCAAUUUCUCGCAGCUGCCCCAAACACCAACUCUCCCCUGCCUAUCCCCUCCGCCCUAGCACCCGGACACUCCCGUGUGCCAGUGCCUCCAACCCCUCCGUAUUCGACCAGAUCAAGCACCAGAUUCCCCUCUCGCGCGCCUUCUCAGAUCUUCUAGGACCCUCCGCUCUCGUCCGCUCCGGCCCGACAGACUUCAAAGCCUGCUGCCCCUUCCACGCCGACCGCAGCCCAUCCUUGCACAUCUAUUCGGCACAAAAUCGCUUCCAUUGCUUCGGCUGCGGCGCCGGGGGCUCCAUCAUCGACUUUGAGACACUGCGAACCGGCGAUUCCUCAGUGUCUAACGCCCUACGCUCUCUCGCAGCGAGAUACCCGCAAGUGGCACGCCUGAUCACUACCACCCCGCAAAAUGCUCCCACAGCCACCGCUGAGCAACCGCAAGAGGGUACGCCUGUCAGGAAGCAGUGGAGAGCUAUUGUUGCGCGAACAUCUAUCGCUCGCGAAGUGCAGCGCACAUGCGCACAGUUGUACGAGAAGGCCUUGUGGCAGGAGCACGCUGUAGAGGCGAGGAGGUAUAUGACCGAGGUAAGAGGCUUAUCUGAGGAGACAUUGAAACUCUACGGAUGUGGCUAUGCUCCUGGAAGAGGGGAUUGGAUGGUGCGAUCGUUGGAAGACUUGGGUCACCCCAAGGAGCACGCAGUGAUUGGCGGCGUUGCGCGUCGCGGAAAGGAAAAAUCAGAUGUCAUCUACGACAUCUUUCGGGACAGGGUUGUUACACCAAUUCGCAAUAUCCAGGGUGAGACCAUUGCUCAGGCGGGCCGCAUCGUUGGUGAUGCGCAGCGCGCGGCCUGGGUACCAAAAUAUGUCAAUGGACCGGAGACCGAGAUUUUUAAAAAGAGGGAUGCUCUAUUCGGAAUUGAUAUCGCUAAGAUGGCGCCGAGCGUGAAAGUGGAGUGGGAGGACAAGGAGAGGGGGGUGGGAAAGCUCGGUUUUGUCUUGAUGGUGGAGGGUUAUAUGGACGUUAUGACGGUGUAUGAGCAUACGAACGGGUAUGCUGCGUGUGUUGCGACAAUGGGGACGUCAAUGUCGGCUAAACAGCUAGAGGCGGCAUACGAUUUGCUGGAAGACCCCAUGGACGGCAAGGUUAUCAUCAAUUUUGACACGGACGAUGCGGGCAUUGCUGCAGCGGAACGGCUGUGUGAUUCUGUCAUUCCCGAAUCUGAAUGCGCGCAUGUCGUUUACAUCGCGACGCUACCGCCUGAUAUCAAAGAUCCAGAUGAAUUUUUGUCUGCCCAUGGGUCUGGAGAGGACUACAUCGACUACGUUCAGGAGGUUGCGCUACCAUGGUACGACUGGCGUGCUAGACGUAUUAUUAUUGAGGAGCAGCUGAGUAGUGAUGAAAGUGCAGCGGAAGAAGGUGAUUCGGAUAGUGACGUUGGAAAAUCACCAGAAAGGGAGAUGGUAGACCUUGACUCUUCAGAUCAGUCGUUCGACUUUCAGUUGGGCGAAAUCAUGAAGAAGCGGGCCGAUGAACUGCUUGUGGCGUUUGGUGGCCCCCCAGAAUUGAUGGACAAAAAAGAAAACGAAGACGCGAUGCCGUCCAUCUCGAAAGAUGUUGUGGAAUCGCUUGCUCAAAUAUUGGAAUCGGCCCAGCGGUCUAUUCCGGGGCUUAAUUCAGGAGCGGUCGUGCACGCUUGGUCUGAUUCUCUUUGUCGGAGCCGCGUGCUAGCGCUCUCUCCUCUGUACAGGAAAAUAUUAACACGAGCGGAACAGCUGUCGAGUUCUUGGGUGAAGAUGUCACCGGCCGCACAAGUGAAAUGGAUGUCACCGCCGCCAUGGAUUGUGGAAGACAUAACUGGGACGAGGCGCAGAAAUAUCCGUAAAAAUGCUGGUCAAACUGCGGACGGGUUGGAGAUGGACUGGGAAACAUUCAGUACCGACAAACGGCGAGUUGAGAAGAGCAUUUCCAGACUCAAGGCGCAGGAAGCGCACUUUUUACCGUACAUUGAGAAGGAGCAAUCGGAUGAUGUAAAAAUGCUCAGGGUGGCGCCGAGACGAGCAGCUGAGGAGGCGGUACUGAGGUGUCUCAUUUUCGCAUCCGAAAUGGAUCGGUUAGAUGCUCUUGAGAAGCUCCUCGAGGUCAUGAUCUGGUGCGAGCAACGAGACCUUCCUUUCUGGACUUCGAAAGCGCGUGAGUCUCUCUUCGAUUACCUGGGUGAAGUUGAUGGGCCGGUGACACGGGCAGAAAUGGCGGCGUAUGUGGAAGACGAGGAGUGGUGGGGCACGGACAUUGAGGCUCUUUUCUUUCCCUCGGAAGGCAAAGACAUUGCACUGGACGCGCUGAGAGCUCUGGAGCGCGCAAACCCGGUGGCUGUUGUGGAGGCCACGGCUCGAGGUGUGGCAGAAAUGGCUGGCAAAGUUGCGAGUGGGCUAGCGCUGAAGGAGACUGGGGAUAUCGCAAAAAAGAUGCUCGACAAGGCAGAUCGGGGAGAGCAAGACGAAAUGGAUGAACUACUCGCCAGGCAGAUAUCUCUGAAGAAAGCUGUGAGCAAGAUGAAGUACUUGAAUCCCGAGGAUGAGGUGAGAUUCAAGGAAGAAGCGAAGAAGCAAGAAGAGGAGAUGGAAAGAGAACGUCGAAUUAAGGAGACGCUGAAAUUACUUGAGACCCUGAGCGUGCCGUACCCUGGAGAGGACAAAGGGGGAAAAGUCUCUGCCGAGAAAGCGCCGGCGAGUGGAGAUGACGAAAGCAGGGGGGAGAAAUGA